Acanthoscelides obtectus is the source of this 190-nucleotide messenger RNA. The record is from the annotation of a GenBank genome assembly. Lineage: Eukaryota; Metazoa; Arthropoda; Insecta; Coleoptera; Chrysomelidae.
CUACUGAUAAAAGGAACACUUUUGGUUCAUUUUAGCCUUUGAGAAAUUCAAAAAACUGCAUUUUUUACGUUCAAGGGGUGAAAUCAACCCCUUCGACGGCUCCGAAGAAGAUGGCAUCUAUGUGGUCUCAUAGCUACUAAUGAAAGGAACACUUUUGGUUAAUUUUUAGCCUGUAACUUUUUUGCUGGCU